Naumovozyma castellii is the source of this 1317-nucleotide messenger RNA. RefSeq names its product aspartate transaminase AAT1 (gene AAT1). The record is from RefSeq and is a predicted model, not a curated record. NCBI's taxonomy places the organism in Eukaryota, Fungi, Ascomycota, Saccharomycetes, Saccharomycetales, Saccharomycetaceae. Bases 1 to 1317 code for a protein of 438 amino acids. The transcript has a single exon.
AUGCUGCUGAUAAGACAUCGCUCGCUGGCUGAGACUGCCAAGAUCAUUCAUCAGAGAAGUUUCACGUCCCUGGUGGAGAAGGUCCCAUUGGCCCCCGCUGAUAAGAUCCUGGGGCUCACUGCAUUCUACAACAGGGAUCCUAACCCCAAAAAGAUAAAUCUGACCGUCGGGGUAUACCAGGACGCUUGGGGCAAAGUGACCACGUUCCCCUCCGUAGCUAAAUCACAGAAAUUAAUAGACAAUGACUUACUGCUAAACAAGAAUCUGUCCUAUCUGCCCAUUACAGGAUGCAAAGAUUUCGAAACCAACGUUAUGAAUUUCCUAUUUAAGGAAUCCAUGCAUCAUCCGGAGUUGAUUGAACAAGAUAGAAUUUCAUUCAUUCAAACUCUAAGUGGGACGGGUGCCGUCGCCAUCGCUGCUAGUUUCUUAUCCACUUUCAUUACAAAUGAAAUCUCGGUGCCCAAUUAUUCAUGGGCUAAUCAUACAAAUAUUUUCACCAAGAAUGGGUUCCCCAGCGUGGAUUAUUACCCAUAUUAUGACCGCAAGACGGGACAAAUUGACUUCCAAAAUUGGAUUAAUCACUUAAAGAACUUACCCUUCUUGGGGAAACCACGUGGUAUCCUCCUGCAUGCAUCCUGUCAUAAUCCUACGGGGUUGGACCCAACAAGACAACAAUGGGAAAAGAUUAUUGAUACUAUUUACGAGUUGAAAAUGAUCCCUGUGAUAGAUAUGGCGUAUCAAGGGUUGGAAACAGGUAAUUUGAUUGAAGAUGCACAUUUAUUACGUCUUUGUCUCAAUACGGACAAGUAUCCACAUUGGAAUAACGGGAUCUUUCUGUGUCAAUCAUUCGCUAAGAACAUGGGAUUGUAUGGUGAACGUGUGGGAUCUCUGAGUAUUGUCCUACCGGAGGCUGAUUCACAACUGAAAGAGAGGGUUAAUUCACAAUUGAAGAGAAUUGUCAGAGGUAUAUACUCAUCACCGCCUGGUUAUGGAUCCAGGAUAGCUAACGUAUUAUUAUCCACUCCAAAUUUAAAGAAGCAAUGGUUUAAAGAUGUUAAAUCCAUGGUGGAAAGAUUACAAAGUGUAAGGUUGGCCAUGUUUGAAAGAUUAAAUUGGCCAGAUCUAAUUAAUAAAGAGAGUAAUCAUGGGAUGUUUUAUUUCACUAGAUUUAGUGAGGGUCAAGUCAAUGAAUUGAGAACAAAAUACGGCAUUUAUUUGACAUUGGACGGGAGAUUGUCCCUAAGUGGUGUCAAUAACUAUAAUGUAGAUUACCUUUGUGAAGCUCUGCAAAAUGUCUCUAAAUUGGCAAGAGCAUAA